Osmerus eperlanus (European smelt) is the source of this 3259-nucleotide messenger RNA. It is a transcript of the gene wfs1b, whose product is annotated as Wolfram syndrome 1b (wolframin). Gene Ontology annotation, molecular function: protein binding. Gene Ontology annotation, cellular component: endoplasmic reticulum; endoplasmic reticulum membrane. NCBI's taxonomy places the organism in Eukaryota, Metazoa, Chordata, Actinopteri, Osmeriformes, Osmeridae. Gene Ontology annotation, biological process: endoplasmic reticulum unfolded protein response; calcium ion homeostasis. The record is from RefSeq and is a predicted model, not a curated record.
AACCUCGGUAAUUGUAGUCGGGCUCAGGCCUGAGUCAAGGCUCAUUACGGGACAUAAGGGAUGAUCUGGUUGAGAUGAAGGAGACAGCCAUAACAAACAGCAAAGUUCCCAGGAAAAGCAAACAAAACCACCAAUUGAGUCCAUGCAGAUGAGUACGUCACCAACAGUGUCCAAUCACAAUCCAACGUAGAAAGGGGGCGUACGUCAAGUUUAGAUGGACUGCCGAGUCGUGGAGUAAAACCAGAUCCGUCUCUGUAUCUCCCAGCUGUUAAAAGUAAAAGGAUGAAUGAGAAUAUUCUUUGAACCUCGGGAGCUUUCUACAAGUUCCCUGGUGACUGGAUGAAACGAAGCUAAAUUCUUGGCAAAAGACAUGGAUCCCUCAUCCCCUGGCACCACCCCCACCCCAAAGCUUGUUCCGUCCCCCCCACCAGCCUCCACACCGACCCCCAGGUCCACCCCUGCCAGCCCUACCACACCUCUGCCUCAGUCCACUGCCCCUUCCUCAAUCCCUCCAGUCUCCCCCUCUCGCCCCACUUCUGCCUCGCUCUCACCCCCCUCACCCGCACUCUCCAGCCCCUCUGCCUCCCCCCUGCCCCAGCCCGCCAGACCAUGGCCCCAGGGGGGGCGAUCGCAGCUCAAUGCCUCCCCUGGAGAUGCCCCUGGAGAUGCCCAGCCCAGGCCCCCCCCAGCCCCCACACGGCCCAGCCCACCAGCUGAACCAGAGGAGCCAGAAGAGGAACUAAGUAUAGAUGAGCUGGAGGAGAGAGCCAAGUCUGGAGAUGCCAAAGCACAAACCCGGAUGGCACGGUAUCACCUUGCCUUGGCAGAGGAGGGGGAUGAGGAGCUGAACCACUGCACUGCGGUCACCUGGCUGGUCCAGGCCAGCAAACAGGGACGCAAGGAUGCUGUCAAGCUGCUGCAGCGCUGCCUGGCCUCCAGGAAAGGCAUCACGGCGGAGAACUUUGAGGAGGUGAAGAAGCUGUGUACGGAGACUCGCUUUGAGCGGGGCGUGAGGAAGGCGGCUCUGCUCAUGUACUGGAAGCUCAACCCUGACAAGAAGAAGAGGGUAGCUGUGUCUGAGCUGCUGGAGAACGUAGGCCAGGUCAACACCGACCCAGACGAGCCGGCCUCCCCAGGGCCCAUCUCCAGCUCCACCCAGAAACAGAGGAGGGUUCUGGAGAGCCUGGUCAGCAGUGACUCCAGUUUCGAUGUAGGUUUGGAUGACUUUGUGGAGAUCACUAAGAAGUACGCCCAGGGCAUCCCCCCCACUCCCGUCAUGGCAGGCACAGGGGGCGACAAUGACGAUGAUGAUGAUGAAGCUGUGAAGAAUCCAGACGAGCUGCCCCUUCACCAGAAGGUGCUGAAGUUUCCCCUCCACGCCCUGCUGGAGAUCAAGGAGCACCUGAUCGACUGGGCGUCGCGGGCAGGCAUGCAGUGGCUCAGCGCCCUCAUCCCCACGCACCACGUCAACGCCCUCAUCUUCUUCUUCAUCAUCAGCAACCUCACGGUGGACUUCUUCAUCUUCCUCAUCCCGCUGCUGGUGUUCUACCUGUCCUUCUUCUCCAUGGUCAUCUGCACGCUGCGGGUCUUUCAGAACUCGAAGGCGUGGGAGAACUUCCGGGCUCUGACAGACCUGCUCGCCCGCUUUGAGCCGGGUCUGGACCUGGAGCAGGCCGAGACCAUUGGCUGGACCCACCUGGAGCCCUACCUGUACUUCCUGGUGUCGGUGGUCUUUGUAGUCUUCUCCUUCCCUGUGGCGGACAAGGACUGGGUGCCCUGCUCGGAGCUGGCCACUGUGGCCCUGUUCUUCACCGUCACCUCCUACCUCAGCCUCCACGCCUCCGCCCAGCUGUUUGCCCACCGCGCCCUGCUCACCGAGGUCCUCUCCGGGGCCUGCGCCCUCACCCGCCUCCUCCCAGAGUCCCUGUGGGCCCUGCGGGCGCUGGGCACCACCCUAGUGUCAGUGCCCCUGGGGGACAUGGUGUCUGUGAACCUGGGCCUGCCCUGGCUGCUGUACGCCAACCUGUUCUACCUGCUGUUCCGCAUGGCCAAGCUGCGGGGCUUCCGGGGCAUCUACCUGUGCCUGGUGCCCUACCUGGUGUGCUUCACCUGGUGCGAGCUGUGCCUGGUGCUGCUCCACUCCUCCUCCGCCCUGGGCCUCAUGCGCACCUGCGUGGGCUACUUCCUCUUCCUGUUCGCCCUGCCCGUCCUGUCGCUGGGCGUGGCCGCCAUGGUGCUGAUCCAGGUGCUGCAGUGGUUCCUGGCCCUGGAGCUGGCCAAGAUGGCGGUGACGGUGACGGUGUGCGCCGUGCCGGUGGUGCUGCGCCUGUGGACGCGCUUCAGCCUCAACCCGCUGGCGGUGGCCCGCUCGCUGUCCCGCAGCAGCGUGGUCAAGCUCAUCCUGGUGUGGCUGAGCGCCGUGGUCAUGUUCUGCUGGAUGUACGUGUACCGCUCCGAGGGCAUGAAGGUGUACAACUCCACCCUCACCUGGCCCCAGUACGGCAACAUGUGCGGGCCGCGGGCCUGGAGGGAGUCGAACAUGGCCCAGACCCAGAUCCUCUGCUCCCACCUGGAGGGCCACCGGGUCACCUGGACCGGAAGGUUCCGCUACGUGCGCGUCACCGACAUCGAGAACGGGGCCCAGUCGGUCAUCAACCUGCUGCCCGUGUCCAUGGGCAACUGGAUACGCUGCCUGUACGGGGAGGCGUACCCGCUGUGCGACGAGCGGGCCGCCGCAGCCCCCGCCCCGCUCCCCGCCCCCAUGCCCCCUCCGCUCGACCCCCUCUGCAAGCUGAAGGCGCUGGCCAAGCACGAGUGCCACGUGAAGCGCUUCGACCACUACAAGUUCGAGGUGACGCUGGGCAUGCCCCUGGAGCGCACGGCCAGGAACGGCACGUUGGUGGAGGACGAGGACGCCACCAAGGACAUCGUGCUGCGGGCCAGCCACGAGUUUGGGCCCGUGCUGCUGCACCUGAGCACGGGCAGCCUGGUGGAGUUCAGCACGGUGCUGGAGGGACGGCUGGGCUCCAAGUGGCCCGUGUUCGAGCUCAAGGCUAUCCACUGCCUGGCCGGCGACGGCGGCGACGGCCGCGCGCCCAGCCGCCGCCAGUACAAGAUCGAGCACGACUGGCGGCGCUCGGCCCAGCGCGCGCUGCAGUUCGCCUUCGACUUCUUCUUCAGCCCCUUCCUGUCCGCCCGGCUGGAGCAGGAGGCGGACGGAGGCGCCGAGACUGAGGCGGGGGAGCAGGGGGGAGGGUAG